AGUGAGACGCAAGCAGCGGUGCGAAGCGUUGGACGUGCUUUCGAAACACUACCAGGGCGGCGUCUUGCGGCAUUCUUCGGGAGUGACAGAUACCUGUGGAUUGACAGUCGCGCAACUUGGCGGUCGGUGACUUCGCAGUUACUGAGUCAGCGAGCACAGAGGCGCCGAGGACACAGAAAUUAUCGAGGGAGAGUCACUGACAACGAACGAAGAUGUCUACUGGUGUGCUGUUUAAGAGCUGCUGCUGCGGCUGCACGCUAAAGACGGGCACCAUCCUCAUAGCCCUCUGGUACCAGGCCGCCAGCGUGGUCCAGCUGGCGACGAUGGCGUACCGCUGGCAGACGGGCGACUACAUGGGAGGCUCCAACGACCAGACGCUCCAGCGCGUCUUCGACCCAGAAGAGGCCAACCUGCUUCGCCGCCCGUACCUCAACUCACUGGAGAUCAUGUAUACAUAUCCGCUGCUGAUCAUCAGCCUUAUGAUGAAUGUGUUUGAGGUCGUAAGUUGUGCAAUGCUUCUCUAUGGAGCCAUGAAGGAACGUUACGGAUUUGUUUUGCCAUGGAUGAUCAUAGAGACCCUGAUCGUCGCUUCAAGCUCUGUAGUCAUGGUGCAGGUCUCCUCAGCUUUCCUAUCUGACAAAGAAUUCUAUGCAGCUGGUAUUGUUGGCCUUUUAUUCUGCUGUGCAUUUGUGGUCGUCAAUGGAUAUCUCAUUCUGGUGGUGUACAGCUUCUACAGGAGCCUCCGAAUGCAGCUCAGCUCCAAGCAACUGCUCAUAAAUGAGGAGGCACCCGAGGAGAAGGAGAAGGAAAAGGAGCAGGAGCAGGAGAAAGAAAAGCCCAAAACAGGUCUGGACGCUGUCGUCUUCACCAGGCCAGUGCUUCACCUUGGCGGCAAGGACAACUACUCCUCACUCAGUGAGGCCUAGAUUUUGCAACAAGAUGGAUGUCCCAGCUUGUUUGUUCUGUUACUUCCAAACUUAAUAAUUUGCUGGGAAUAAAAUAACAGAUAAUUUUAUGUACAUUGAAGUCGCUUGUUAACUGCAGGAGGGGAAAAAAAUACUGAAAUUAAGAUCACUACAAGCUACUUCAAAUGGAACCUAAGAAAUUACAGUGGUGUCUGCAUUGUUUUUAGGGAAUUAUCUGACUGCAUUGGUGGCAUGUUUACCUGGAGAUCAUUGCUGUUUAAACCUGUUUGUUGUUUAGAAGAUAUAUGUCAAUUCACCGUAUGCUUUAUCACUGUAACAUUGCUGUCAUGGUACUAAAAUUUAACAAUACCAGGAUCAGGAAAUACCCAUUGACUUCCAAAAAUCAGUUAAAAAAAGAGACUUUGUGAGUAACAUAUAGGUGUGUAUGAGUUUGCUAAACAUUCCAUUUCAGUGCAAGACCUGUCUCACUGGAAAUAAUUAUUAAUUCCUACACACCAAUUUUGUGAGUAAAAGUGACUUAUGUUUUUUUUUUUUUUUCACUGACUUGGUAAGAGUUCUUAGACAAUGUGGUUUUGACCAGCCCAAUAAAGUGACUCCUGUAUGUCACCGGGUUUUAAAAUUACUUACACAUCAACAUUCACUCCGCAGUCUUAGGCAUAAAAUAGUGUACAGGAUUGCUGGGGGCUAGAAAUGUGUUGGCUGUUGAUUUUUACAUGAGUCAGUCGUUCUUACUGAAUUAUAUUACUAAAAUCCUGGGAGAUACUGCCAUGUGGAAAAUAGUGGAGAGUACUAUUUUGGAAAAUUUAAUCCUUGAAAUUUUCACAGCAGAAUGUUUCACUGUGUAUUGGGAAUUAUCAGUAGGUGUGUAAAACAAUAUUAUUUAAGUAUGACUUACCCUUAUUGCUUUGACAAUGGGCACUUUCUCCACUGAGAAAAAGUUUGAGCUGACCAACUCAUUUGGGAGUGGUCUCCAGAUAACAAACUAAUUUUUUCUCAUACAUCUGCUAUGUUUUCUAUUUUUGUAAGUGUUUUGUGAACUAUUGCACCCAGUAAUAAAUAUGAAGAUAAUGUAGUGAACAUUCUCACAAGAAAUUCCAGUAUUUAAAUAUAGUUUGUUACAUUAGUCUCUACUAAAGUAUUUCAUUAAUAUUUCAUAACUCUGAUAAACCAAAGUCUGGUUGAUAGUAUUACCGUAGAGCUUUGCACAGCUUGUACUACAGCUUUUAGUUUUUUUUCUUUUUUUUGUGGGGCAAUCUUUACUGAAGAAUGUUGGUGCACUUGCAAUUAUUUUAAUUUUUAGAAAUCUGACUCAACUUAAUAAGUACAUGUAUUACAUACAUAAUAUAUGCAAAGAAUAAAUGCCAAGUAUUUUUGUAAUAUUGUAUUGUUACAAGCUUACAUUUUCUUCACCAAUUGUAUGUAAUUUGUUGUGAUGUAUCUCUCUUAAUUAAAUACAUUAUUUUUUUGUUCUACA
Schistocerca americana (American grasshopper) is the source of this 2400-nucleotide messenger RNA. RefSeq names its product lysosomal-associated transmembrane protein 4B-like. NCBI's taxonomy places the organism in Eukaryota, Metazoa, Arthropoda, Insecta, Orthoptera, Acrididae. The transcript is spliced from 6 exons. Bases 213 to 926 code for a protein of 237 amino acids. The record is from RefSeq and is a predicted model, not a curated record.